Molecule: messenger RNA, 306 nt
Organism: Aspergillus calidoustus
Lineage: Eukaryota; Fungi; Ascomycota; Eurotiomycetes; Eurotiales; Aspergillaceae
Source: the annotation of a GenBank genome assembly
AUGGAUACUGCCGACGUCCUCCGUGUAAUCUGUGAGCUCAGCGUGCGGGCUUUGCGCGCACACCGGGAGCAACAGAAGCACAUCAAAGAGCAUCGAAACCUCCAAGAGGCGUUGCAGCAAACCACCUCCGACCUGGAAGAGACGGUCCACUUGGCUGGUAUUCUAUACGAGACCAACCAUCGGAUGGGAAGGGUGAUUGACUAUCUGUUCAAGGAGCGGGGGGUGGCCCCUAGCGGGGGAUCCGAGUCUUUUGAUCGUGCUAGACCAUGUACUCANGCCGCAAGCCACAUGACCGAUCUGGCCUAA